ACACGGAGAAUCAGUUCUGCAGUCCAACUGAAAUGGAGACAGUUGUCAACAGUGAGAGGUGUCAGAAACAUAGCCUGGUGUGUGCAACUGUCUCCCCCUUGGACAAGUGUCUCCAGUGUGUGGGACCUGUGUCCUCCCUCAAGUGGCUUGGCUAUAAAUGCAGAGAACUCCCACAAGAAAAUGUUUGUAAGGUGGAGGAGGACGGGGAUUUCAGUGACCAGCACCUCGAUAGCCUGGAGAGGAGCUGUAGCCCGGACCAGGGGGAACCAAGGCAUCCACAGACUACAGAACUGGAGGAAGACUCCAGCGGUCAGGAGAUUAAGCACGAGGACGUAGAGGUGUCUGUUUCAUUGGUCAAUGUCGCUGAUGUGAAAGUUGAAAAUGGUGAACCAGGACCAAACUGUGACCAGCUGCUGUUGCACACUUCUCCUGAAGCUCAAAACAAAGAUGAGGAAGGGACUGAAAGUUUACGCUCAGACUCCAGUAAAACUGCACAUCCGGAACCAUUGAGACGACACGGUGACCACGAAGAUGCUGCUGUCCCGUCAGACAGCAACUGUAAAUUAAAGCUGACCAUGACCCACACGGGGAAGAAGGUAUUUUCUUGCAGCACUUGCAGGAAAGAGUUCAGUAAAAGUAGUAGUUUAAAGAAUCACAUGAUGAUCCACACUGGUGAAAGGCCGUACCUGUGCAACACCUGCGGAAAAUCGUUUACUAAAUCAUCAGAUCUUAAACGCCACAUAACCACGCACACGGAUGAGAAGCCCUACAUCUGCGAAACAUGUGGAAAAAGUUACAGAGAACGUUACAAACUGGUGGUUCACUCGAGGAUCCACGCGGGCAAGGAGCCCUACAUCUGCAAAACAUGUGGAAAAAGUUACAGAGAACGUUACAAACUGGUGGUUCACUCGAGGAUCCACACCGGUGAAAGGCCGUACCUGUGCAACAUCUGCAACAACGCCUUUACUAAUUUAUCACAUCUUAAACGCCACAAAACCAUGCACACAGGCGAGAAGCCCUACGUCUGCAAGACAUGUGGAAAAAGUUACAAGAAAAAUUCCUACCUGGUGAGGCACUCGAGGAACCACACCGGUGAAACGCCGUACCUGUGCAACACCUGUGGAAAAACCUUUACUAAUUUAUCGGAUCUUAACCACCACAUGGACACGCACACGGGCGAGAAGCCCUACAUCUGCAAAACAUCUGGAAAGAGUUGCAGGCUACUUUCCUUCCUGGUGAUUCACCCGAAGAUCCACACUGGUGAAACGCCAUACCUGUGCAACACCUGCAGCAAAACCUUUACUAAUUUAUCGGAUCUUAACCGGCACAAAACCACGCACACUGGUGAGAAGCCCUACGUUUGCAAAACAUGUGGGAAAAGUUACAAGAAAAAUUCCAACCUGGUGAUUCACACGAGGAUACACAACGGCGAAAGGCCGUACUUGUGCAACACGUGCGGAAAAACCUUUACUGAUUCACGGUUUCUUAACCGCCACAUAACCACGCACACGGGCGAGAAGCGAUAUUUGUGCAAGACGUGCAACAAAGGUUUUAGCCGCAAAAUUGAUUUGCUGAGUCACAUGAAAAGUCACCCGGAGGAGAAGUCUGGUGACUCGUGACAAAUGAAGCACAUGUUGUCGUCCUCUGGGGGCAGCUGUCCACUCCUGUCUGACCCACAGAAGAAGAACCCGCAGAAGUCCAACCAUCACCUCCUGUGGCUGAUGAGCCUAAUCCCCUCCCCACAAGGGUUGCAGGUUCAAC
Messenger RNA from Cololabis saira (Pacific saury), 1761 nucleotides. Its product is annotated as zinc finger protein 660-like. Bases 33 to 1619 code for a protein of 528 amino acids. The transcript is spliced from 3 exons. Gene Ontology annotation, biological process: regulation of transcription by RNA polymerase II. Gene Ontology annotation, molecular function: DNA-binding transcription factor activity; RNA polymerase II cis-regulatory region sequence-specific DNA binding. Lineage: Eukaryota; Metazoa; Chordata; Actinopteri; Beloniformes; Belonidae. The record is from RefSeq and is a predicted model, not a curated record.